This is a messenger RNA of Alternaria rosae, 2524 nucleotides long. RefSeq lists its product as uncharacterized. Bases 77 to 2503 code for a protein of 808 amino acids. The record is from RefSeq and is a predicted model, not a curated record. The transcript has 3 exons. Lineage: Eukaryota; Fungi; Ascomycota; Dothideomycetes; Pleosporales; Pleosporaceae. Gene Ontology annotation, molecular function: guanyl-nucleotide exchange factor activity.
GCAAUCGCUUGCAAUGCUGUAUCUCCUUUUUCGCGCGCGUUGAUUGUAUACCUGGUGUCAUUGGACACGCGUGGAGAUGUCUGGUAUAAUCGGCGCUCUCGUCGCUCUGCCCCAGAGCAUCCAGUCCGCCAAAGAACUCUACGACUUGCGCCUCAAGUACAAAGAUGCCUCGGUUCUCAUCACUGCGAUAUACUCCGAGUCCAUGAUCAUUGCGGCGUCUUUGUCCCAAGUCCAAAACCUUUUACAAAAUGAUGCGCUACGGGAGAAGCCCCAGCUGCUCGAGACCUUCGAUCGCGCGCUUACGGGCUGUCGAGUCGUGUACGGGUGUCUAGAAGAGGAGGUACGAGACUUGAGAGUGAAGGCGGAGAACGACAACCUAAGGUUCAAAGACAAAGCGAAGUUUGUGUUCAAAGAAGACACUUUUAGAGAGCUGCUCACCCAGAUCCGCGGCCAGCAAUCAGCGCUCAGCUUACUGAUACAAGGACUGCAAAUGGAGUCUAUUGCGGAUAUCAAGAAGCUGGUCGAGGACAACAGUGUGACACUCGAUCAGGUCGUAAAGCGAUCGAGGACGCUGCGGCAGUCGCACCCAAGGCUAAAGUUACCGGAGUCGCUGUUCGAUCGGAAAGGCCUUAACGAGAACGAAGCCGAUGUGGACUCUAUCGCGAAAGCUACGGAGUUUACGUUCGAUGAUGAGGUCGUCAACUCGAAAGCGUAUCGUAGGGCUAUGGCUAUGGCCAUGUCCACUUCACGUCAAGGAUCCAACGCGUCCAAGGAGUCAACUACUGCGGUACCGGAAGGCAGUUCAACCGCUCUCGAAACAAUAUCUCCGAGUGACGACCAGAGUGAAAGAGAAGAGCCGACGACUCAUCCUCUAUCAUCAUUGGGAAAAGACAAUACUCCGACCGAUGUACCAAAGUCGGAAGCAGAAGGCGAACCAUCACCCCAAUCCACAACGACAGAUGAACAUGCAGAUUUGUUUGAUACCCUCGAACGCGACAUACUGUCUUUCAUGCCACAAACCUCUUCCACGGCACUUUGCUUGACUCCCAACCAUACGGGGUCUACGAACCCCUCUGCGCUACCGAAUGAUCCUUAUGGCGCGUUAACACCAGCGCCACUGCGAUCAUUCAGUGGCGACAGUGGCACGGGAGUUAUAGAAGCCGCACCUCCAUUGCCCCCUCGUCGUCCGAGUGAGCAAUCAGUCGUAACACCUCAGAUGCGCUUAGUGCCUUCUAACGAUAGCAUGUUUUCUUCCAAUGCACCAUCAAUUCUAUCAAAAGCGUCGGAGGCAUCGUCUUACACCGUAUAUGAUACUCCGCUGUUGAGCCCCGAUUCGACCGGCCAACUAUCGCGGAAGCCGCUGCCCUUUAUGCACAAGUCAUCUUACAACGCGCCAGGUAACACUUCGCGUGGUCCAGACGAAGUCGUAGCAGCGAGGGCACCCUUACCCUUGCAAAACGUUGAAAUGCACAAUAUUUGGAUGUCUUUGGUCGAAGCUGAGAGGAAGUUCAUCGACCGCAUAAUGAGACUGAAACGGAUGUUUUACGAUAACAUAGUAAGACAAUGGCCUGUCCUUGAGAAACACAUGGAUGCCAUCCUUAUCGGCGAGCAACUCGCAACACUCCAUCAGCAGUAUCUGCUCCUGGCGAUGGAUCAUGGUCUCGCUGGCAGUACUAACGCCCUCUGCAAUCCAUACAUUAUCGAAGUCUGGGUAGACAAGAGUCAGCAACUGUAUCGAGAAUACUGUCGCAAGAUGCCGCAUGCCGCCUCCUCACUACGAUCGACACAGAACAUGGACCCAAAGUUUACCCCUUUUGUCAAUACACUUGGUCUGAGUAUCGCUUAUUUUGGCAAGAGCUGGCAAGACUAUUUGGAGCUUCCUCAGGUACAGAUGCAGACUUAUAUCGACAGCCUACAGAGGCUUGUCAGCAUUGCGGACUCCCUCAAUGAUCCAACGGCAAAUCGGGAGGCUUUGCAUUUACGACGCGCUCUACAGGCCGUCACUUGGCUGAAAACAUCGAUCUCAACUUUACUAGAUGAAGCGCAGGCUCGUGAAGAUGUACAGAAUCUUCAGAGGCGUAUCCGAACAGAUGCACUAACGUUUGCGCAACUACGUCUGCAUGAGCCAGCCCGUCGCAUCUUUCACCAAGGUGGUAUGGCGAUGAAGUUCAAGAGCCAGGGAUCUUGGAUUCCAGUACACGCCAUGUUACUCGAUAACUACUUCAUAUGGGGUAAAGCUAAAAAGAGCAAAGGAGAUGAAGUUCUGAUAACGGACCCACCUAUCGCGGUCGCCGAUAUGGAGCUGUCUCUUCCGACAGACGUAUACCAGUUCCAGAAGGCUACCAUGCUGGACCAGAUAGCAAGGGGCUCAGUCGUAUAUAUCAUCAUAAUCAACAACAAAGCCCAACCAGGCAAGCCCAGUUUGCUAGGCCUGUACGGCUUCCCAGAGAGGAGAGACUGGCUCGAUCACUUCACUGCGGCUGGGACCAAGUUUCAGAGGUGAAUUACGUCGUUGCUCUGGGCU